Molecule: messenger RNA, 780 nt
Organism: Eimeria mitis
Lineage: Eukaryota; Apicomplexa; Conoidasida; Eucoccidiorida; Eimeriidae
Molecular function (GO): ice binding
Source: RefSeq, a predicted model, not a curated record
AUGCACGCAGGAUUUCUCUCAGCUGUCACAGCAGCAGCAGCAGCAGCAGCAGCAGCAGCUGCUGCUGCAGCAGCAGCAGCAGCAGCAGCAGCUGUGGCUGCAAGCGUCACAGACAGAAGACAGCAGCAUACAGCAACGCAGACUGUCGCAGCAGCAGCAGCAGCAGCAGCGCUGCUGCCUCUGUGGGAGAAGCUAUGUAACGACUCGCAGCUGUCGCAGCAGCAGCAGCAGCAGCAGCAGCAGCAGCAGCAGGAGAUACCCUGGCUGAUUGAGGAGCCGUUUGCAUCUCCUGCUGCAGCAACAGCAGCAGAUGCUGCAGCAACAGCAGCAGAUGCAGCAGCAACUGCAGCAGAUGAAACAGCAGCAACAGCAGCAGCAGCAGCUGCUGCUGCUGCUGCGGAAGAUCUAACAGAUGAAGCUGCUGCUGCUGCUGCUGUCGCUGCAGCAGCUGACACACCACCUGCAGCAGCAGCAGCAGCAGCAGCAGCUGCUGCUGCUGCUGCUGCUGCACCGGAAGCAUCAACAGAACCCCCGAAAGACCGCCCAGAAGCAGCAGCAGCAGCAGCAGCAACUGCAGCAGCAGCAGCAGGAGCUGCUGCAGCUGUCUCUGCUUCUGCAGAAGCAACCGCAGCAGCUAUCACCAUCCCAUCAACAGCACCAACACCAACACCAACAGCAGCAGCAGCAGCAACAGCAGCAGCAGCAGCAGCAGCAGCAGCAACAGCAGCAACAGCAGCAAAUCUGAUAGCGACUCACAAGCUACUGUGGUGCUGGCGCUGA